This is a messenger RNA of Rosa rugosa (rugosa rose), 698 nucleotides long. Its product is annotated as non-specific lipid transfer protein GPI-anchored 7. The transcript is spliced from 3 exons. NCBI's taxonomy places the organism in Eukaryota, Viridiplantae, Streptophyta, Magnoliopsida, Rosales, Rosaceae. The record is from RefSeq and is a predicted model, not a curated record. The coding region runs from base 100 to 549 and encodes 149 amino acids.
CGGGAAAGAAGGCUCACAAGGCAACCAGACAGAAAGCCAGAGCAGACCAAAUAAAUCCUCUCCCAAUAAUAGAGAGAGCAAAGCAGGAGGUUCUCACUGAUGGGUUCCUGCAACAUAUCCACACUGACGGCCAUGGUGGUUCUGGUGGCCUUGUUGGGCUCGCCAACCAAGGCACAGGAGUCGACCUGCGCUAAUGACCUGGUGCCAUGUGCAGGGUACCUCAACAACACGGACCAACCAUCCACCACCUGCUGCACCGCCAUCAAACAGACCGUGGCUACCCAGCUCCGCUGCCUGUGCAAUCUCUAUUUUACCCCCGGACUUCUCCAGUCCCUGGGCGCUAACACCACCUCGGCUCUCAGAAUUGCCAACGCUUGCGGCGCCGACGCUGUCGGUGUUGAUCAGUGCAAAGCUAUCCUGAGUCCAGCACCAACUGGUUCUCCACCUUCAGCUGUACCGGGAGGUGAUGGUAGCAGUGGUUCGGGCAGGAUUGCGUGGACCGGACUCCCUGCUCUGCUCUUAUUCUGGGCUUCCGUCAUGUAUUAUUAGUCUUUUCGCAGCCGAUAAUUAUAGUCUAUUGAGUAAAUAAGGCAAAGAUCGUUUUGGUAUUAGGGUCCAGAGCAGAAAUUGGAGAUCAUUGUAUUUGCUUCUUGUUGGUCGAGAUUAAUUUAUUUGAGUAGCAUUUUUAGCUUGGAUCA